Amoebophrya sp. A25 is the source of this 6502-nucleotide messenger RNA. The record is from the annotation of a GenBank genome assembly. NCBI's taxonomy places the organism in Eukaryota, Dinophyceae, Syndiniales, Amoebophryaceae.
AGGCACCCGCGAGGUUGUGAAGAGUCAGUAAGGAGAAGAGUGAAACUCGAGUGUGAAAAAAGCAGAAACAAACUACGGAAAAUUAAAAUCAUGAUGCCAAAAAUGACACGGUCGACGUCAUCCUCGUAGUUCACGUCGUCAGUUGCCUGCUUCCUGCUGGAGGAGCACAAAUACGUUCACUACUCUGGAUGCGGAAAGACAUGUUGUGCACAACAUUUCUGAGGAUGGGUGUCGUGCCCCGAACCUGGUGCGGGGGGAUCUUGAUCUUGGGGUUACGGUUGGCAGGGCUAGUAUUGCAACCUGUCGUAGUUGUUCGUGGCUAUGACAGCCAAGCAUUCAAGGCGUCAGAGGACCAGCUGAGGCGUGUGUGGAAUUUGCCUGACUGCUCAGACGUGACCCAGGAAGCUGUGACAAAUGGGACCACUUUUCCAGCUCACUCCAUUGUAUGGGCGGACGAGAAACCAAAGCUGGCGGCCACUGGCGGCUAUCCAGCGAAUUUGCCCGUGGUCAUGGAGAUCCUGUUUGAGAAACUGCUUGGGCACGACACUGUCGAGAAAGGACUCGAGGCGACGCAAGAAAAACUGACCGAUGCUUCCCACACAUGCCUAUUCGGCGUCUCGGCGUUGCUGUUUUUUUACACCAAGUACUGUCUUCGGAUUACUUAGGCAUGAUCCACGCAACUGAUGCAGGCAGUCCUAGAUUGAUGCUAGUGCGAGUGAUAGGUAGGCACCGUGUGCAAAAGCUUUUACUUUUAGCAGAAACUACAGAAAAGAGAUGACCUGAAGUUACUUUUUGUCACUCUUGAAGAUCAUGAUCUUCUCGUUAUCCACUGGUCCCUCAUAUGACAACACGAGGUAUCUCGUCGACUUUGAAGACGAUUUAGACGGUGCCUUUAUCUACCAUUCGCUGUUUGAUGCUUUUUACGCUGGGUCGCAUCCACAUUUGAGCGAAAAAGGACAUUGGGGAUUCGUAGAUGCUGACGUCACCAUGCUAAGACAGCGUCUUCUCGAAAAGAAGUUCCAAAGAGGUAAGCGCAACGACGAGAAAAAAGCGCAAGAAGAAGCUAAAAAGGGAACGGAAAAUUAAGAGGAGGAAGGUUUUUCAUGCGCCGUAAAAGAACGGGUGUUCCUAGUGAAUACCUUUUUAACUUUUCGUAGUCAUUCGAGACGUAGGAUGAUGCGAACGAUUGAGACGUAGGCUCCUACAACAACAAAGCGGCCCGCUUGCGCUGCUCUAAGAAAAGAAAGAGAUCGUAGAAGUGAAGCCAGCAGAUCGGCUGUUCUUGAACAGCGUGGCGACAAUGGCGGUAGGCAAGGAUACGGACGACGAUGGCAGAAUCUGGUGGCAUCGAGAACACACAAAGAAUUAUGAUUUACGUUCUAGAGGCAGUCCCGAACACUUAACAGAUGAACAACGUUGUGACAACGAUGCACCUUUGAAGCUGAAGAUUCACUGUCCCAUGUUCAAGCACACGCUCAAGAGUGAUAUUUACAUUUUCGUGUUUCAUCAUUCUCGACAUCAAACAUCAGUUGCAGACUUGCUAGUAGAAAGAACGCAAGCUGCCCAUCUAAUGCAGAUUACUGUAUCGGGCACAAGACAAGAUGCGAGAAUUCGUCAUCAGUGCGGACAACCCGCUGGCUCGGCGAUACUAUUGUGAAAUAAAGGGUGGCGACGCGCAUCUGACGACAGCCAUGGAACGACAUUUGCUGCAAGUGUUAAGGGCUUCCACCAAAUUACAUUCCCCCGUACGAAACCAUCCUUGGCUCUUUUCCUAGUAGAAAAAAAAGCCAGAAAUGUUCUGAGGAAUGUAAGUAAUCCCGUAGCCUCUAAAGGUGGGGGAACUGGAAGAGUCGGCGCUAUCCAUCAAGAGUGACCACAUAGAAGCAGAAAAAAGUGAGCUUUCGCCGUGUGCCACGGACCUCCUAAUGAAGCAUGCGAAGGCCAAAAUACCACAUUAUGUGUCAUCGUUUCUGAGGGACUUUCCGAAAGUCUUGAAAGUUGGAAGAGUUCCACAUGUAACAGGUAUUAAUUGUUCAAAGUAGGUACUUUCGGGCGCUUAGAGUAUACUGAAACGAAAAAUUAUGAAUAUAUAUUAUAUAUAAACAUGACUUGUUAGGUGCGGCAGCGGCACAUCAUAAAAAUAGAGACACGACAGGACGACACCAUCUAAGAAUCUCAAUCCGCUGGGGCGCCGCCAAUAAAGAUCUACGUGUACCCAGUGAUAGAAACACCAACACUAUUUCACCACUUGGCUCAAGCAGCUAGCUUUUGCGGCAGAGGACAGUGGGCUUCAGAAGUACACUUUCACGAUUGGAUUAUGCAACAUGGUUAAGGCGGCUUAUUUCUUGUUUUGCAUGUUUGAUAGUGCACACCCACACUCAGGCAAUGAAUCAUGGAUUUUCAUAGAAUAGCUUCGCUUGAGACGCCAUGGCGAUGAAGAUCUGCUGCGGACUCUUAUAAAUAUCAAAGGGUAGUUUGUUGAAGGGCGUUUUCCAACGCAGUUGUUAUCCAAGCAGCUCUUAUCACUCCUGGUAUGCUAGCCAGUGUUAGACUUCAUGGAAUGCAUAUGGAAUCGCUGUAAUAGCGCUUGGGGUCUUUCUAUAGUGAGUGUGAAGGAAUCUGAAUGUUUCUAACAUGUAAGCCUGCGCACGCUCGAUCCUGAGGAAGCAGACUACUUCUUCGUUCCUGGUUACGCGAUCUGCAUUUUCGAGUCUGGCUUUCUGUUAUGAGGCUCCGUCUUCUAUCAUUCUUACUUCAGGUUCUUCGUCGGCACUCGUGUGCUGAGAGUUCAACAUGUACUCGAAAUUCAGUUCCCUUGGUCGCAGGGCAGCAGUUCAUCAGAAGUACGUCUCUGCUGUUGUUUUUUUCGUCAAUACAUCAAAAGCGAAUUAAGAUAGUCGUCAAAAGUGUAACUACUGUGACUGAGACUGUGUUGUGAUCAUAAACAGGAUCACUCUCCUGAGUCGUGCAAGACCUUAGCUCUAAGACCCAAGCUGCCGGAAAUCGAUCAGGCCUACCGCCAACUGGUCCAUGAGCUGCCAUAUUUUAAUCAGGGCCGGGAACGUCGACACAUCUUUACGUUUGGGUCUGGCAUGGGAAUCAGCGUGUUUUUCAGCUGGAGGCAAGUGUUUCCCGAGGCGAUAUUUCUGACACCAGUAUGAUGGACGUUGUAACUACUUACUUGAUCAUGUAAGAACUACAACUUUAUCGUAUGCCUAUAAAAAUAAUCGGUGUCAUCGACAGUGUGAAAGAAAUGUAUUAGUCAGAACCAAAGCCGCUCUUAUUUACCGGUAACUUCAAUCCACAUUGUGCAUGGGACUUUCACUUUCUUUGUCCCAAUGUAUUACGAAUAAAAGGUUCUAGUUGAAAGCUAUGCUGGUGCAAUCUACCUAUUCUUACUCACUCUCAUAGUCUGAAACUAGUCUGUACAACGACUUUCCGCAUAUCACUGAGGCGCCGUUUUCUUCGUGGAAAGACAUAGCGAUUCCAGGCUAUUUGCAUCGCAGCGAAAUUGCUUCGCUUACGGCUGCAGCUAGGCCAGUGGAGGAAAAAAAGUGAGACCCUCAUCGCUUCUUAGUUUCAGCGAACUUUAUGUUUAUCGCGGUAGAGAUCAGUUACAGUUCCUUUUUCUCUCUUUCUUUCCUCAUAAGCUUUUCUGUUUUAACGAUGUGAGUGACCACGUGGUUACCCUAGACUAGUAACUCACAGUCACACCAGAAAAUUUCCCUUCGAAGAUGCCUGCGUAGUCCAACAAGAUUCUUUGGCCAGGUAUACAGUAGUUUUUUUCGAACGGACUUACGCAACAAAAAUAUGAUCUGGCCAGGUAUACAGUAGUGUUUUUCGGACGGACUGACCCGAGUCGUGGCGUCCAUCCGGCUUUGGGCGGCCUCGAUGUACGCAAUGAGAUUGUACGAGUGAUGGCGGAGAUGCCCGAGCCGAAGGAAGACUUAUAUUUACGCUUCAGGAAAAUAUCUAGAGUAGAGCGCUUCUUCAGGAAACAUCAAGAUCAAGAGUACUAGAUCUAGAACAAAGACUUAUGUUGAACAUCGCUUUUUCAGGAAAAUAUCUUAUUUUCAAGAGUGCUAGAACAAACGUUUUUCAACGUCAAUAAUAGGGUCGUCAACUACGUCCACCUCCAGGGUAUCAAGGGUUCGUAGAGCAAGUGUUUGAUGGGGUACCUCUCAGUGUAUAUCUUCAAGGCUCUCAUCUUCAUAUCUUCGGGAUCUUUAGGGUCGUCUAAUGCUAAUCCAUUAUUCUCCAUCUAACAAAUGUCGGCUACACUUCCUUGCACGAAAUGCACGAUCUGAUGGGUUCAAGCCGCUUCUGUUUCAUACCUCGAGGGAAGUCCGCGUGGUCAUUACGCUUUUACGAGGCGCUGUUUGCGGACUGCGUGCCGGUCCUGUUGAGCGACUAUUGGGAACUGCCUUUCGCCGACUGGCUCGACUACGCUAAAUUCACGGUGAAUUAUGAAGGGAAGAGUGGUCCUGAGCGACCACAAUAAGCUUAUUAUAACCUUAGAUAGUUGAAAAAAAAAAUUCACAUUUAAGAUGAAGAAAUCCCGACCACAAUAACUACUCUCUGUGGGAGAGAGUUCUCUAGCUCAUGAGAUCCCAGAGACUUGUAGCUGUAGGCGCACCAGUAGAGUUCACCUUCACACACUGUUGUAGAAGUAGAUAGAAACGCGAUUAUAAGUUUAAGUGUUUUAUCCUGCUGAAAGAACAACAGCUGGAGACAUUGGCAGCAGCGAUGUCACAUUAUAGCAGGUUUCCAACCACAUAUAGCUCUAGCAUGAUCUGCAUGUCACAGUCACGACUUUCUCUAAAUUGAAUGGCCUAUGAACCGUGUCGGACCGGAACUUAUCGACUACCUUCGAUCCGUAACACCUGCGGUCUGGCAGAAAAUGGUAGCGGAAAUUCAUCGUGUGCGCUGUUGGUUCGUCUACCCUAGCAUCGCUGCAGAGAUCCAUUAUUAUGAUACUGCAGAAUAAGAACGAUUAUUUGUAGUUGUAGAAGUCGCAACUUGCCAAGGUUAUUCAUGAUGAUGCUCAUUUUUUUCUAAGAAAAAAAUCAAUGAAUUCUGCUGUACACCUUGGUUGUAUUUUUUUUGUUUGAAGGAUCCGUUGACGCCAUAGGGCGCAGAAGAGCAUGUUGGAGAUUCUGAGUAUUAUUACUUUACUUCGGACUCGGAGUAUUUACGGUUACUAUUAUAAGUACUUUCCUUAAUAGAAGUGGUUGUAUUUUCUGGCUCAUCUAAAAUGACAGCAAUCCUGUGGAAAACAAUCUGCCUUAUUUGUGCCGCAAUCCUACGCAAUUCGCAGGUGAUGCAAUUAUUGAGGUCCUAAGGCGUAAGAAUCUGGCAGCACGUGACCCUAUUUUAGUCCCUGACAGCAGAACGGAGCCGGAUCCGAUGAGCGCACUGCUACAAGAAAGUGGAGAAAGCGGAACACCACAGGAUGAAACAGAGGAUGCGAGUGCGACAGUUAAGGCAAGUAGGUAGUACUAACUUAGUGUUCUUGGAGUUUGCGCGUCAUCCAGUGUGACCCAUCUCCCUGAGCUGAAAUCCUCUUAUACUGUAAGGGUGUCAGGGGGACCGAAAAAAAAAGAUCUGUUCUACUCAGGAUUGAAACGAAUUUAUUUGAUCGCUCAAGUCCCAAUGAUGAAAAAGAAAAACUGGAUUGCUACUAAAUUAGGCGAGCAGAGGAACAAGGCUGACAGCGGAGUAACAGGUAGCGGAUUAUCGUCGUCAACAACUGCAACUCUAGAGGGCAGUGCUACGGCAGAAAAAUCAUUCUCGAAAGAAGAGGAGUAUGCAUCCUCCAAAGUUAGCCCGAGCAAACCGGCUCCCGGUCCUUCAGGGGCUCCUACGACAAGCGCAGGAAAGGACAGCACGACAGCCCAUUCACGAGAACCGCAGAUAAACAGCAGCCACAAAGUGACCGCGCAAGAGCUAGAUCUGCAGACCGGCAAGGUAGACACUGGGAAAAAGCUAGUGAAGAAGAUCAUCGACGAAAAGAUCGUGCGGCACGGUAUGAUGGAUGAAGAGGAGGGCGACGUGAUACAAAAUACGGAAGCAUCGGGAGUCCUGCCAGAUAACGUCGUGUCCUCGAUAACCGAACCAGCAGCAGCAGUCACUUCGAAUAGUGCUGAGCCCUCAAUUGUAGACUCGAUUGUUGGGCUAUUUCGCUAGAUCACCUUCUAUUUUCACUAGAUCACGUAUUCUUGGAUAGAGGCACUGACCCUGCUAUUAUACUCUGCUUGCAUGACACUAAGGCUCCUACAUCCAAAUUUACAUUUUUAUUCUCUUUUUAGGCCUUUGCCGUGGCUCGAUACAACUGAAACACAUGAAUUAUGAACCUGCGUGAUUGCAAACGCACGUUCAUGUUUUAUCAGAAAAUGGACACGUCACAUCAAACACGUUGGAAGGUAAAGACAAAGAGCGCAUCAAUCAUACUCACGGAGUACAAUGAGUUCUUAGAAAAGGAUAAGUAAGCAAGCGCGCAAGG